CUUAUUUUUGGGCCACGUGCAUGAAGAACGCGUCCAGAGUCAUUCGCGGUUUGUGAGGUAUCUGAGGGGUGAAACAGUCACGCAGGUUUGCGCAACAGAACUACAACCCCUCACCCAAAGCGCCUGAUUGAAGGAGCGCCGUGGUGUCAUAGCUGCAACGCAAAGAAUCUCGGGACAGCUUUCCAACCUUCCACAUUUGACCCCUCCACGCCCGACGCACCAUUGCUUGUAGCUUCACGAAAGGAAGAUUUGUCUAUUUCACCACAGCCGUUGCUUGGUAUUGUUAGGGCCCAGCAACCCGGCGCCGUUGCGUGAAUAGCUCCAACUAGCUUAACUCACAGCUAUCCACGACCGAGGUUUCUGCGCAGCCAUGGUCAAGGGCCCUGCAGCCGUCUUCAUUGCUAGACACGGCGCUCGUCUCGACGCCUCAGACAAGUCAUGGCACCUCACUUCACCGACGCCCUACGAUCCACCCCUCACGUAUGGCGGCUGGUCACAAGCCAAAGCACUGGGUCUACGCAUAGCGGCGCUGCUGCACCAGCAAGACGUCGAGGAGACUGAGGCGGCCAAGCAUGGCGCGAACGCGGAUCUGGCGCAUCUCGAGUUCAGCGCGCUCGAUGCCCCCAGGGCGCAACCAGCUCGCCCGAGGAAUAAGAAGCGCAAGAUCGUCAUACACUCGAGCCCGUUCCUGAGGUGCGUUCAGACGAGCACGGCAGUCGCAGCAGGCAUCUCGCAGUACAAGCCAGAGGCAACGCCCAGGCUGGGAGUACCGGCGCCAUCCAAGGAGAGGAGCGGCGUGCUGGGCAGUUCUCCGCUGGCGAGGUCGGCACGCUCCCAGUCGCCGCGCACAAGAUCGCCCUCGGUGCAGCCGGCGUACCUCGACCCGCUGGUCGAUCCCAACCUUGAAGUCUAUGCGAAGCCGCGCAAAGGCGAGGAGAAGAUCCUCCUGCGCAUCGACGCCUUCCUCGGAGAAUGGCUGUCGCCCGACUACUACGAAGACAUCACCCCGCCGCCGAACUCGACACUGAUGGUGGCAGGCGCAAAGGCAGACUUGCUGCGGAGGGGCGACAAUCUACAGGCACAGCCAGAUGCGCACAGCAGCAAGGGCCAUUUCCCAGGUGGCUGGGGAGGGGCUAGCAAAGGAGCUGCGGCAUCAGCAAUAUUGGCUCGAUGCAGCGUCGACAACGGCGCAUUUGCGACCAUGAACAGCCUUACGCAGAACCUGCCUCCGACCAGAGAACGUGCUGGUAGUCUCAGUGGCGGCGGCGGAGCUGUACAAUCCUCAAGACCGAGAGGCAACUUCUUGUCACUCAAUCCAUCCACACGCCACGUCACGAAGAAGAACUACAACUCUCCCGCACCGUCAUACUCCGUCUCUCCCUCCGACCCCAUACCGCGAGGCUAUGUAGCUCAUGCACGAGAGGCGUGCGUCACAGUCGACUUCCAGUGGGACAGUAUGCGGCCACCACAGAACUGGGGUGAUGGUGGUGAAUACGGCGACGAGUGGAGUACGAUGCACAAGCGGUUCCGCAGAGGACUGACUGGCAUGAUGGAAUGGUACAGAGAACACGGAGCAACACCACCCAAGGACCCAUUCCCGGGCUUCACAUUCUCGGACCGGCCGUCACAGCCUGACAAGGAGCCAAGGCCAUCUGCACCCAAAGCCACGAAUUUCGCCGCCAACCCUCUGCCUCUACUAAACGGCAAGGCAGAGGAUGAAGAAGAAGAGCUUGUGCUUGUACUGGUCACCCACGGCGCAGGCUGCAAUGCUCUGCUUGGUGCCAUCCAAAACCAGCCCGUCUUGAUCGAUGUCGGGCUUGCUUCACUGUCGAUGGCAGUACGACGAGAUCAACUUCGAAAGCCUUCUGCUCCGACCGUAUUCGAGCGACGCCUGUCAGUGGCCGAUCCUGGCAUGUCGGAUUCGUACGAGAUGAAGAUACUCGCCUCUGUGGAUCAUCUGCGGCCAAGUACCAAUCCAGCGGUGAUCUCUGCGCCCGAAUCUGCGACUCAAUCACCAGCGGUGCAUGCCAGUCCAACCACCGGGAACUACAGAAAACGGUUUACUGGCAGCUCAUCUGGCGCAGGCACCCCGAGCGACUCGCCCCUCGAUGCGUCGUACAGAAGCUGGCUGGGGAACUCUAACGGCGUGCGUAGGACAGCGAGCUCAGGAUCGAACUCGCGACACAGCCACCUCAACGACAGCGGUAUCUCAUCGCCAUCUUCAGGUCUUUGGUCAAGCCCCCGUAUGACAGCGCUGGAUGCAAGCAGCGAUGGCAGAUGCAGUCCAGGCGCCGACAUGGUGCUCAACUUCACGAACCAGCAGUCGGCACAGAAGUCGGAGCCAUCUGCCGCCCCAGUGAGCCAGCCUGCUGCAACCAGCACGGCUGAGGCACCUGUCGGACUGACCAAGAUGACGACCAACGAGCAAAGGGAGUGUGGUGACUCUGUAGCCCCACUCCCAACCUCACUCAACCGCACGAACAGCACGAACAGCUCGUCGGCAGCGGCUGGUGGUGGCGGCGGCCUCUGGGGCGCAAAGCCUCAGGCGACGACGCAACAGGGUCUAUGGGGCUCACCAAAGCUCUCUGGCGUGACUGAGCGCGAGAGCGGGCUCAAGAGGCGAUGGACGAUCACGGAGCACAACCAGUGAGGUGGUUCUACCUGCACGUUAAGGUGAAAGCGAUGUUGCACCCAGGGAGAAAUGCACAUCUCGGAGCAGCUGGUGUUUGCGAGUCUACUGACCGUUAAUUAAGCGAUUCAUUACCGGGGCGUUUGAUACCCCCGCCAUCCUUUCGUUUUUCCAUAGUCGAGCAUUGGUCGGUCGAAUCGCUGCAGGUACGCGUCUAGCUCACACAAUGCAGUCCUGUUUCACCCUUCACUU
This is a messenger RNA of Didymella exigua CBS 183.55, 2881 nucleotides long. RefSeq lists its product as uncharacterized. The transcript is spliced from 2 exons. The record is from RefSeq and is a predicted model, not a curated record. Bases 371 to 2650 code for a protein of 759 amino acids. Lineage: Eukaryota; Fungi; Ascomycota; Dothideomycetes; Pleosporales; Didymellaceae.